GCCGCCGCCGCCGCCGGAGCCUGAGCUGCCGGGCGGAGCGGCGUCCGCGCCAGACUGGAGCGGGAGGGCGGCGGAGCGCAGUUGCUGGGAAUUUUUCAGCCGGGAGGUCAGGCGAUCCGGAGAGAGAGCCCGCGAGCUCGGGAGCGGUGGGGAACGCGGGCGCCGGAGCGAGCGAAGCAAACCUCGAAAUAGAUCCGGAGAGCCAGGUUCCCGGAGGAAAUGGGACUGUGAGCGGACCGGGAGCGAGAAGGGAAGGAAGCGCCGCGAUUGCUGAUGUCAGAGGAGCCCGGAAAGUCGCGCUGGAAAAAUCUGAAGACGGCCGGGGCUUUGCUGCUUCCCAAGGAGACACAGCGCCAGCCACCCCCCCACGCCCCCUCGGCGCCUCCCGGUUCCCCCAGCGAGCCGGCGACAGCGCCCGGUGGGGCUGCUGCGGGGCGGCAGAGGACUGAGGGGCGCGCGGACCGGAGACCGAGGGGCCACUUCAGGAAUACAGAUAAGUGGCUGCUGGCUUGACGUGGAUAUUAAUGAAUUUGGACUCCAUGUGGGUUUGGUCGUCUCUGUGAUCAGGAGCUGCUGGCGGCGAGAGGGACCGCACGCCGGCCUCGGCAGCCGGCGGCCAAAGCGGCCGCACCGGGGACGGAAGGACAGACCGACGUCGCCGAGCUGGAACCAUGUGAGGGCCAAGCGGCGAAGGUGGAGUACGCCGGAGCUCGGAGGCUCUGUCUCCCGGUCCUCGGCCGGCUCAGGAUGGAACAGCGCAGGCCCUGGCCGCGGGCCGCGGAGGGGGACGGCUGGCCUGUGGUCCUGCUGUCCGCGGUCUGCGUGCUGCUGGCCCCGCGGGCGGCCGGCCUGCCCCAGUUCAGCACCUUCCACUCGGAGAACCGGGACUGGACCUUCAACCACCUGACCGUGCACCGCGGCACCGGGGCCGUGUACGUCGGCGCCAUCAACCGCGUGUACAAGCUGACGGGCAACCUGACCAUCCAGGUGGCCCAUAAGACGGGGCCGGAGGAGGACAACAAGUCCUGCUACCCGCCGCUCAUCGUGCAGCCCUGCAGCGAGGUGCUCACGCUCACCAACAACGUCAACAAGCUGCUCAUCAUCGACUACUCCGAGAACCGGCUGCUGGCCUGCGGCAGCCUCUACCAGGGCGUCUGCAAGCUGCUGCGCCUGGACGACCUCUUCAUCCUGGUGGAGCCGUCCCACAAGAAGGAGCACUACCUGUCCAGCGUCAACAAGACGGGCACCAUGUACGGGGUGAUCGUGCGCUCCGAGGGCGAGGACGGGAAGCUCUUCAUCGGCACGGCCGUGGACGGCAAGCAGGACUACUUCCCCACCCUGUCCAGCCGCAAGCUGCCCCGGGACCCCGAGUCCUCCGCCAUGCUCGACUACGAGCUCCACAGCGACUUCGUGUCCUCGCUCAUCAAGAUCCCCUCCGACACGCUGGCCCUGGUCGCCCACUUCGACAUCUUCUACAUCUACGGCUUCGCCAGCGGGGGCUUCGUCUACUUCCUCACGGUGCAGCCCGAGACCCCCGAGGGCGUGGCCAUCAACUCGGCCGGGGACCUCUUCUACACCUCGCGCAUCGUGCGCCUCUGCAAGAACGACCCCAAGUUCCACUCCUACGUGUCCCUGCCCUUCGGCUGCACGCGCGCCGGCGUGGAAUACCGCCUCCUGCAGGCCGCCUACCUCGCCAAGCCCGGGGACGCCCUGGCCCAGGCCUUUAACAUCAGCAGCCAGGACGACGUGCUGUUCGCCCUCUUCUCCAAAGGGCAGAAGCAGUACCACCACCCGCCGGAUGACUCUGCCCUCUGUGCCUUCCCCAUCCGGGCCAUCAACUCGCAGAUCAAGGAGCGUCUGCAGUCCUGCUACCAGGGCGAGGGCAACCUGGAGCUCAACUGGCUGCUGGGGAAAGACGUGCAGUGCACCAAGGCGCCGGUCCCCAUCGAUGACAACUUCUGCGGACUGGACAUCAACCAGCCACUCGGAGGCUCCACUCCCGUGGAAGGCCUGACCCUGUACACCACCAGCCGGGACCGCCUCACCUCCGUGGCCUCCUACGUUUACAAUGGCUACAGCGUGGUCUUUGUGGGGACGAAGAGCGGCAAGCUGAAAAAGAUUCGAGCCGACGGUCCCCCCCAUGGCGGGGUCCAAUACGAGGUGGUCUCCGUGCUCAAAGAUGGGAGCCCCAUUCUCCGGGACAUGGCCUUCUCCAUCGAUCAGCGCUACCUGUACAUCAUGUCUGAGAGACAGAUCACCAGGGUCCCCGUGGAGUCCUGUGAGCAGUACACGACAUGCGGGGAGUGCCUGAGCUCGGGGGACCCUCACUGUGGCUGGUGUGCCCUGCACAACAUGUGCUCCCGCAGGGACACGUGCCAGCGGGCCUGGGAGCCAAACCGAUUUGCCGCCAGCAUCAGCCAGUGCAUGAGCCUCGAGGUGCACCCCAGCAGCAUCUCGGUGUCUGAGCCCAGCCGGCAGCUCAGCCUGGUUGUAAGCGACGCCCCCGACCUGUCUGCGGGUAUCUCCUGUGCCUUUGGGAACCUGACGGAGGUGGAGGGACAGGUAUCCGGGAGCCAGGUCAUUUGCGUCUCGCCGGGGCCCAAGGACGUCCCUGUCGUCCCUCUGGAUCAAGACUGGUUCGGUCUAGAGCUGCAGCUGAGAUCCAAGGAGACAGGGAAGAUAUUUGUCAGCACCGAGUUCAAGUUCUACAACUGCAGCGCCCACCAACUGUGCCUGUCUUGUGUCAACAGCUCCUUCCGCUGCCAUUGGUGCAAAUACCGAAACCUCUGCACUCAUGACCCCACCACCUGCUCCUUCCAGGAGGGCCGGAUCAAUGUUUCAGAGGACUGUCCCCAGCUGGUACCCACGGACGAGGUCCUGAUACCAGUGGGGGAGGUGAAGCCCAUCACCCUCAAGGCUCGAAACUUGCCGCAGCCUCAGUCGGGCCAGCGAGGCUACGAGUGCGUCCUCAACAUCCAGGGGGCCGUCCACCGGGUCCCUGCCCUGCGUUUCAACAGCUCCAGCGUCCAGUGCCAGAACAGCUCGUACCAGUAUGACGGGAUGGACAUCAGCAACCUGGCCGUGGACUUCGCGGUGGUGUGGAAUGGCAAUUUCAUCAUCGACAACCCUCAGGACCUGAAAGUUCAUCUCUACAAGUGCGCGGCCCAGCGGGAGAGCUGCGGCCUCUGCCUGAAGGCCGACCGCAAGUUUGAGUGUGGCUGGUGCAGCGAUGAGCGCAGGUGCACCCUCCAGCAGCACUGUAGCAGCGCCUCCAGCCCCUGGCUUGACUGGUCCAGCCACAACGUGAAGUGCUCCAAUCCCCAGAUCACCGAGAUUUUGACGGUGUCCGGACCUCCUGAAGGCGGGACUCGAGUGACCAUCCACGGUGUGAACCUGGGGCUGGACUUCUCCGAGAUCGCCCACCACGUGCAGGUGGCUGGUGUGCCCUGCACGCCCCUGCCGGGGGAUUACAUCAUCGCCGAGCAGAUCGUCUGCGAGAUGGGCCACGCCCUUGUGGGAACCACCUCUGGGCCAGUGCGCCUGUGCAUCGACGAGUGUAAGCCCGAGUUCAUGGCCAAGUCCCAUCAGCAGUACACCUUCGUGAACCCUUCUGUGCUGUCGCUCAACCCCAUCCGAGGGCCGGAGUCCGGAGGAACCAUGGUGACCAUCACGGGCCAUUACCUCGGGGCUGGGAGCAGCGUGGCUGUUUACCUGGGCAACCAGACCUGCGAGUUCUAUGGGCGGUCGAUGAAUGAGAUCGUGUGUGUCUCACCCCCGUCGUCCAACGGGCUGGGGCCCGUUCCCGUUGCCGUGAGCGUCGACCGAGCCCGCGUGCACAACAACCUGCAGUUCGAGUACAUAGAUGACCCCCGCGUGCAGCGCGUGGAGCCCGAGUGGAGCAUUGCCAGCGGCCACACCCCCCUGACCGUCACGGGCUUCAACCUGGAUGUCAUUCAGGAGCCACGGAUCCGAGUCAAGUUUAAUGGCAAAGAAUCUGUCAAUGUGUGUGAAGUUGUCAACACCACCACCCUGACCUGCCUGGCACCCUCCCUGACCACGGACUACCGGCCCGGCCUGGACACUGUGGAGCGGCCGGAUGAGUUUGGAUUCGUCUUUAACAACGUCCAGUCCCUGCUGAUUUACAAUGACACCAAGUUCAUCUACUACCCCAACCCCACCUUCGAGCUGCUCAGCCCGACCGGCGUCUUGGAUCAAAAGCCAGGAUCCCCCAUCAUCCUGAAGGGCAAAAACCUCUGCCCUCCUGCCUCUGGAGGAGCCAAACUCAACUACACGGUGCUGAUUGGAGAGACCCCGUGUGCCGUCACCGUGUCUGAGACGCAGCUCCUCUGCGAGCCUCCCAACCUCACGGGGCAGCACAAGGUCAUGGUGCACGUGGGCGGGAUGGUGUUCUCGCCGGGCUCGGUGAGCGUCGUCUCGGACAGCUUGCUGACCCUGCCGGCCAUCGUCAGCAUCGCGGCGGGCGGCAGCCUCCUGCUCGUCAUCGUCGUCAUCGUGCUCAUCGCCUACAAGCGCAAGUCUCGCGAGAACGACCUCACCCUCAAGCGGCUGCAGAUGCAGAUGGACAACCUGGAGUCCCGCGUGGCCCUGGAGUGUAAGGAAGCUUUUGCCGAGCUCCAGACAGACAUCAACGAGCUGACCAGUGACCUGGACCGCUCUGGAAUCCCCUACCUGGACUACCGGACCUACGCCAUGCGGGUCCUGUUUCCCGGCAUCGAGGACCACCCCGUCCUGCGUGAGCUGGAGGUACAGGGCAACGGGCAGCAGCACGUGGAGAAGGCCCUGAAGCUCUUCGCGCAGCUCAUCAACAACAAGGUCUUCCUGCUGACCUUCAUCCGCACCCUGGAGCUGCAGCGCAGCUUCUCCAUGCGCGACCGCGGCAACGUGGCCUCACUCAUCAUGACCGGCCUGCAGGGCCGCCUGGAGUAUGCCACCGAUGUCCUCAAGCAGCUGCUCUCCGAUCUCAUCGACAGGAACCUGGAGAACAAGAACCACCCCAAGCUGCUCCUCCGGAGGACAGAGUCUGUGGCCGAGAAGAUGCUGACCAAUUGGUUUGCCUUCCUCCUGCACAAGUUCCUGAAGGAGUGCGCGGGGGAGCCGCUCUUCAUGCUCUACUGCGCCAUCAAGCAGCAGAUGGAGAAGGGCCCCAUCGACGCCAUCACGGGCGAGGCCCGCUACUCCCUGAGCGAGGACAAGCUCAUCCGGCAGCAGAUCGAGUACAAGACCCUGAUCCUGAACUGCGUCAACCCUGACAACGAGAACAGUCCGGAGAUCCCGGUGAAGGCCUUAAACUGCGACACCAUCACGCAGGUCAAGGAGAAGAUCCUGGACGCCGUCUACAAGAACGUGCCCUACUCCCAGCGGCCCAGGGCGGUGGACAUGGACCUGGAGUGGCGUCAAGGCCGGAUCGCCCGGGUCGUGCUGCAGGACGAGGACAUCACCACCAAGAUCGAGGGCGACUGGAAGCGGCUCAACACGCUGAUGCACUACCAGGUGUCGGACAGAUCAGUGGUGGCUCUGGUCCCCAAGCAGACCUCCUCCUACAACAUUCCUGCCUCCGCCAGCAUCUCCCGGACAUCCAUCAGCAGAUACGACUCCUCCUUCAGGUACACAGGCAGCCCUGACAGCCUGCGGUCUCGGGCCCCCAUGAUCACGCCAGACCUGGAGAGCGGGGUCAAGGUGUGGCAUCUGGUGAAGAACCAUGACCACGGGGACCAGAAGGAGGGUGACCGGGGCAGCAAGAUGGUGUCCGAGAUCUACCUGACCCGGCUCCUGGCCACCAAGGGCACCCUGCAGAAGUUUGUGGACGACCUGUUCGAGACCUUGUUCAGCACUGUGCACCGGGGCAGCGCGCUCCCCCUGGCCAUCAAGUACAUGUUUGAUUUCCUGGAUGAGCAGGCAGACAGACACAGCAUCCACGACACAGAUGUGCGGCACACCUGGAAGAGCAACUGCCUGCCCCUGCGCUUCUGGGUGAACGUGAUCAAGAACCCGCAGUUCGUGUUCGACAUCCACAAGGGCAGCAUCACGGACGCCUGCCUCUCGGUGGUGGCCCAGACCUUCAUGGACUCCUGCUCGACCUCAGAGCACCGGCUGGGCAAGGACUCGCCCUCCAACAAGCUGCUCUACGCCAAGGACAUCCCCAGCUACAAGAGCUGGGUGGAGAGAUACUACGCAGACAUCGCCAAGCUCCCCGCCAUCAGCGACCAGGACAUGAACGCCUACCUCGCGGAGCAGUCCCGCCUGCACGCCGUGGACUUCAACAUGCUCAGCGCCCUCAGCGAGAUCUACUCCUACGUCAGCAAGUACAGCGAAGAGCUCAUCGGGGCCCUAGAGCAGGACGAGCAGGCCCGGCGACAGCGGCUGGCGUACAAGGUGGAACAGCUCAUAAAUGCCAUGUCCAUCGAGAGCUGAGAGAUGGGGAAAGGGGACCCGUGAGAGCUGUCAUACUGGGCGUCUCAGAAGGAAGGACCCUGAAGAGGAUCAGCCCCAGAGCUUGCUGUCCCCGAGACCCCGUCCCUGGGGACAGGGGAGGGCCCCUCUCCCCACGCCAGCCAAGUUUCGUCACAGCCGGUCCUGCAGGGAGAGACGGCAGGUGCCCUCCACCCACGGAGAGCACAGGCGGGACGUGGGGCCCAGAGAAGCCGGUUCUUCAAGCUGAGAGGCACGAGCUGGGCAUGGUUCUGCCUCUGUGACUGCUGCUUUGCAUGAAAACUCAUUUGAUGUAUAUUGGGGAAAUAAUGAGAACUUUAUUUAAUUUUUUUUAAGAAAAAGGAAAACCAGAAAUAAAACAAACAAAAAGCCUCCCUGU
Molecule: messenger RNA, 6829 nt
Organism: Phacochoerus africanus (Common warthog)
Lineage: Eukaryota; Metazoa; Chordata; Mammalia; Artiodactyla; Suidae
Gene: PLXNA2
Product: plexin A2
Exons: 32
Coding region: 748-6432 (1894 amino acids)
Biological process (GO): semaphorin-plexin signaling pathway involved in axon guidance; regulation of GTPase activity; regulation of cell shape
Cellular component (GO): semaphorin receptor complex
Molecular function (GO): protein binding; semaphorin receptor activity
Source: RefSeq, a predicted model, not a curated record